Trachemys scripta elegans is the source of this 977-nucleotide messenger RNA. Its product is annotated as carbonic anhydrase-like. Gene Ontology annotation, molecular function: carbonate dehydratase activity; zinc ion binding. The coding region runs from base 150 to 977 and encodes 275 amino acids. The transcript has a single exon. NCBI's taxonomy places the organism in Eukaryota, Metazoa, Chordata, Testudines, Emydidae. The record is from RefSeq and is a predicted model, not a curated record. Gene Ontology annotation, cellular component: cytoplasm.
AGCCUGGCGCCCUGCGCAGACCCCCGCCCCGCGGGACCACAGCGCCGCCACGUGGGCACCGGGCGCAGGGCAAGCGGCGGCGCCCCGGGCUGUGACGGGCGCUGACCGGACAGUCGCGGCCGGCGCCCAGCGCAGGCGGCCGGGUCACCAUGAGCUGCUGGGGCUGGUGCGGGAGGCCCGGCUCCAGGGGCGCAGGCGGAGCCGCGUCCCACGCGUGGGGCUACGGCCCCGAGGACGGCCCGGAGCGCUGGCAUGAGCACUUCCCGCUGGCCCGGGGGCGGCGGCAGUCCCCCGUGGACAUCCGGGCCCAGGACACCCGCUACGACGCCGCCCUGCGGCCGCUGCAGUUCAGCUACGAGGCGGCCGCGGCGCAGAGCCUCGCCAACAGCGGGCACACGGUGCAGGUGCAGUUCGCGGAGGGCGCGGCGCUGGCCGGGGGGCCCCUGGCGGGCCCCUACCGCCUGGCCCAGCUCCACCUGCACUGGGGCUCGGGGCCGGAGCAGGGCUCGGAGCACACGCUGGAGGGGCGCCGCUUCCCGGCCGAGCUGCACGUGGUGCACUGGCGGGCCCGCUACGCGCAGCUGAGCGAGGCGCUGAGCCGCCCCGACGGGCUGGCCGUGGUGGCCGUGUUGCUGCGCCUGGGCCCGCCCUGCCCGGCCCUGCAGCCGCUGCUGGGGGCGCUGGGCUCCGUGCGCACCCGGGGCACCCAGGCGCCCUGCCCCGCCUUCCAGCCGCGGGAGCUGCUGCCCGCCGGCGGCGACUUCUGGACGUACCCGGGCUCGCUGACCACCCCGCCGCUGCUGGAGAGCGUCACCUGGCUGGUGCUGCGGGAGCCCGUGGCCAUCGGCGCCGAGCAGCUGGGCGCCCUGCGCGGCCUCCUGAGCAGCGCGGCCGGCGAGCCGCCCUGCCCGCUGCAGGACAACUGGCGGCCGUGCCAGCCGCUGCACGGCCGGGAGCUGCGGGCCAACUUCCGCUGA